Messenger RNA from Sardina pilchardus (European sardine), 2873 nucleotides. Its product is annotated as gonadotropin-releasing hormone II receptor-like. Gene Ontology annotation, cellular component: plasma membrane. NCBI's taxonomy places the organism in Eukaryota, Metazoa, Chordata, Actinopteri, Clupeiformes, Clupeidae. The transcript is spliced from 4 exons. Gene Ontology annotation, biological process: G protein-coupled receptor signaling pathway; cellular response to hormone stimulus. The coding region runs from base 476 to 1681 and encodes 401 amino acids. The record is from RefSeq and is a predicted model, not a curated record. Gene Ontology annotation, molecular function: protein-hormone receptor activity; peptide binding; G protein-coupled receptor activity.
CUGUGGGAAGAUUCAGCACUUUUCUAUGGGACAGCUCCUCUGCUCCACGUAUUUGGAAGACUUUUCCGCAGUCCGGGAAAAUUUGCUUUGAAGCAACGGGCGCCCAAGAGCGCGCGAAACCUUUUUGUUCCGGAGCUGGAAAACACAUUUUUACGUACCGGGAAUGUACUAGUUGUCAAUGCCAGGAAGCCGGUGACCACCGACUGCGGCACAUUGUGGAGUUCUCCAUUGGACCUUUCUUCCUUUUAAAGAGUGAUAGAGAUAUUAUUGUGUGCAAUAUGACACAGAUCAAGACGUUUUCGAAGGAUACCUCUAAAAUAUAUAAACGAUUUUGGGCACUCUGCACCUGCAUGCACCAAUACCUUUGAUUAAACUUGUCAGUGGUGGAACCGAAGUGUGAUCAUGGACGAGGGAUAAUGGUGCAAAACACUGAACGGCUGUAGUAUCUGUACUUCGACUAAUACCCCAGGGCACAAUGUCGGCGAACUGGUCCAUCCUGCUUCCCACGGUCUCUUAUGACAACUCCUCCGCGCCUCCCUCCGUCUUCUCCUCCUCCUCCUCCUCCUCCUCCUCCUCCUCUCCCUCUCCGUCCGACUCCUCGCUGCCCCCUCUGGCCGAGUGGGAGGCGCCGACCUUCACGGUGGCGGCGCGCUUCCGCGUGGCGGCCACGGCGGUGCUCUUCGUCUUCGCCGCCGCCAGCAACCUGGCCGUGCUGCUGAGCGUGACGCGGGGCCGCGGCCGGCGCCUGGCCUCGCACCUGCGGCCGCUCAUCGCCAGCCUGGCCUCGGCCGACCUGGUCAUGACCUUCGUGGUGAUGCCGCUGGACGCCGCCUGGAACGUGACGGUGCAGUGGUACGCCGGCAACGCCAUGUGCAAGCUGCUGUGCUUCCUCAAGCUCUUCGCCAUGCACUCGGCCGCCUUCAUCCUGGUGGUGGUCAGCCUGGACCGCCACCACGCCAUCCUCCACCCGCUGGACGCCCUGGACGCCGGACGACGCAACAAGAGGAUGCUGUGCGUCGCCUGGACCCUGAGCGUGCUGCUGGCCUCCCCACAGCUGUUUAUCUUCCGGGCGGUGAAAGCCGAGGGGGUGGACUUUGUCCAGUGCGUGACCCACGGAAGCUUCCAGCACCGCUGGCAGGAGACGGCCUACAACAUGUUUCACUUCGUCACCCUCUACGUCUUUCCGCUGCUCGUCAUGAGCUUCUGCUACACCCGCAUCUUAAUUGAGAUCAACCGGCAGAUGCAUAGGAACAAGGCCACUAAAGGAGGCGGAGAGCCCUGCUUGAGGCGGAGCGGUACGGACAUGAUCCCCAAGGCGCGGAUGAAGACCUUGAAGAUGACCAUCGUGAUCGUGGCGUCCUUUGUGGUGUGCUGGACGCCGUACUACCUGCUGGGCAUUUGGUACUGGUUCCAGCCGCAGAUGCUCCAGGUGACCCCGGAGUACGUGCACCACGCCCUCUUCGUCUUCGGCAACCUCAACACCUGCUGCGACCCGGUCAUCUACGGCUUCUACACGGCGUCCUUCCGCGCCGACCUGGCCCGGUGCUGGCGCUGGCGCCGCCGCAGUCAGAACGCCUCGCCCAAGUCCUUGGACCACCUGUCGGGGCGCAGGGGCGGAGCCAGCGGCGAGGGGGAGUCGGACAUGGCCAGCGGGGAUCAGCCGAGCGGAAACAUGGCCUAAAAUGGCCGCAGAACUUCCUGUGUGGAUGGACGCCGCCGACUUCAGGUGCAGGACAUGUAGCCGUAUACAGUAGGACCAGUGUGGGACCAGUGUGGGACAUUCUCCACCAUGAAAUGCCUUGCAGCGUCUCUCCAGUCAUUGGGUGUAUCGUCUUGAGCAGGCCUGCUGCCUGUUGGUGUUAUUCUCUUGCUCUGACAGACUGGAUAAUUCCAUUGCCCUUCUUUGUGUGCUUUGCUUCUGACGUGCAGUAGAGAAGAUGUCUCAAGAUGCCACAUGGCCUUCAAGAUCACCUUACCUCAGUAUUUAGUGAAUGACUGUUCACUGAUGAUCGCAGAGCUGCUCGAGUCUCAUUGCUACCCAUCAGGCUUCAACAAAAGGCCUCUGCCUCACCUCACCUGCUGACAUAAGACAUGCUGGAUACCAGUCUCCAGUUGCCCAUUUUCAUAUUCAAAGUCAUCAGGGUGAAAAACAAAAUGGAUGCCCUAUUUGAUACACUUGUUUGCUCCUCAGAGAAUGCUCCACAUUCCAGACGCAUGGGACAUGGAGCAUAGCAAUCUCCAGUUGCCCAUUUACUAUUUACAGAUUCCAGUCAUCAUGGUGGUGGAAUGACUUGGUGUCUAUGUUGCGAAAAGUAGUAAUGAAAAACUAAACGGAUGACCUAUUUGAUAUGCCUAUUUACUCCUCAGAGAAUGUUCCACAUUCUAGACGCAUGACACAACGAUCUGUAGAGCAGCAUAAAGCACAGUCUGUUGCUUGUCACCUUUUGGAAUGUAACUUAUUAUCCCGUAUAGAUCAACGUAUAAUGGACACAUAUCUGUGUAUCAACGACAGAUAAGUAUCUCCUUUGAAAGGGUUCAUGUUUCAAAGUGGUAUUUAAAGCAUUCAGGUAUACCUGCCAACAGAGCAUAUGCAGUGUUCUUUCUCUAUGAGCUCUUGGUCUACAUGCCAGUGAAAUCAUUUCUAGGUACUUGAUGUUGAACUUGUUCAGUCUUAGUUCAGUUUGUGCAGUUUUUCCAGCCAAACGUGUUCAAUUGUGUAAAAAAUGAUAUGCAUGUCUUUGGCAGGAAUUACGUUUUUUAACCUAUGGUGUCAUGUGUGAAAUUGCGGUCUUUAGUGGCAUUGGGUCAUAUUUGUGAGUAACUCUGAAUGUAACUGCCAUGUUGUAGUAAUAUAUGAGUGAACAACUUCAAGA